AUUGGUAGGCUUACCUACCAUAAGGAACUCCACAAGCAAUGUAAUGUGUAAAGAAAAUUUUCCAUCCUCAUGAUCUUCUAGGGCACAAAUUUUCUAUUUGGCACACAAGACCAACCCCAAUUUAUGAAAAUGGGUAAGGCUCAAACCACGAGAGUCACAUGAAAGGCAAUAAAUUUGGAAGGGAAAACAAUCCUCGAUUGGGUUAUAGAUGGAGAUCUGCUACGGAAAUACUCUUACCAGAAAGCUUCGCGAGAUAACAAAAUACUAUGUCAUCAAUUCCCCAUCUCACUCAAAAUCUCAGAGCAUUCUGUAGAGAAGGUUGCUGGAAGCAGGCGCAACACAUUUUUCUGACUAUCCUUAACACUUCUGUAUAUUCUUCUACAUAUUUUCAUCUAUUGCACGCCUUAAUUGCCCACAAAACCUUUACAGAGGGUAAGCAAAUCCACUCUCAAAUCAAUGACAGAGGAUAUAUGUUUGUUGCAAACACAUUUUGGCAAAGCAGACUUAUUAACAUGUAUGACAAGUGCGGAAGUUUGGUGGAUGCUCGCCAAGUUUUCAAUCACAUGAUUAAACGAGAUGUGUUCUCAUGGAAUAUGAUAAUUGCAGGUUACCAAAGAAAUGGAAUUCCUCAGGAAGCAUUCACACUGUUUCACCAAAUGCAACGAACUGCGGUCCAACCGGAUCAUUUCACCUUCUCCACUCUUCUCCCUGUAUGCACCAACGCAUCGUCUCUUAAACAUGGUUUGCAGAUACAUGGAGGAAUCAUCAGAUGCGGAUAUCACUUUGACGUGAUUGUGAUGAAUACCCUGAUAGACAUGUAUGCAAAAGGUGGAAGAAUGCAGAGGGUACUUGAACUGUUCGACAAAAUGCCUAAACGAGACGUGGUUUCAUUUAUUGCAAUUAUUUAUGGAUUUACACAAAGUGGGCGAAUUAAACAAGCCCUCGGAAUAUUUAGGCAAAUGCAAUUGACAGGGAUAAAGCCAAACUCAGCAACCUUUGCCAGUAUGGUCUCAGUGUGUGCUAAGAUGGAAGCUUUGGAUCAGGGUAUGGAAAUCCAUCAAAAAUUAAUCGAAAAUGGACUUUUGUCAAAUAUUGUUGCAGUAACUGCUCUUGUAGAUAUGUAUGCAAAAUGUGGAAGCAUACAGAAGGCACAAGGAUUGUUUGAUGAAAUGCCUCAACGAGAUGCCACCUCAUGGAACGUAAUGAUUGCAGGAUACACGCAUAAUGGGCUCGUUGAUGAAGCUUUGGCUAUUUAUAGGCAGGUACAAGUGGCUGGUGUAAAGCCAAACUCAACAACCUUUGCUAGCUUCCUCCCAGCAUGUGCACAAGCAGAAGCUUUGGAACAGGGUAUGGAAAUCCAUCAAAAAAUAAUGAAAUACGGAUUUCUGUCGACAGUUAUAGUCGCAAAUGCCCUCCUAGACAUGUAUGCAAAAUGUCGAAGCAUACAGAAAGCAACUCAGUUGUUCGACAAGAUGCAUCAACGAGAUCGGGCCUCAUGGAAUGAGAUAAUUGUAGCGCAUGCACAAAAUGGACUCUUUAACAAAUCCUUGGAGUUUUUUACACGAAUGCAAUUGGCAGAAUGUCAGAUUCGUCAACCUUUGCAAGCAUCCUUACAGCUUGUACCAAACUUGGAGUUUUAGUACAAGCAUACAGAAGGCACGCGAAUUGUUUGACAAUAUGUCUAGUCGAGAUGUGGCUUCAUGGAAUGCAAUAAUUGUAGGAUAUGCACAAAAUGGGCUUGUCGACAAAGCCUUGGAUAUUUUCAAGCAAAUACAAUUGGCAGGUUUAAAGCCAGAUUCGGUAACCUUUGCCAGUGUCCUCCCAGCUUGUGCAAACAUUGGAGCUUUAAAGCAAGGUAUGGCAAUCCAUCAAAAAAUAAUAAAAAACGGGUUUUUUGAAGAUGCAAUCAUGAAUUCCCUGAUAGACAUGUAUGCCAAAUGUGCAAGUAUACAGAAGGCACGUGUGUUGUUUGACAAAAUGCCUCAAAAAAGUGUUAUUUCAUGGACAGCAAUGAUUGCAGGAUGUGCAAUGCAUGGAUAUAGCAAGGAUUCCCUCGAACUUUUUGAACUAAUGAAGCACUCUGGAACUGACCCGAACCAUGUAACCUUUCUUUGUAUAUUAUUUGCAUGUAGUCAUGCAGGUCUAGUGGACAGCGCCUGUAAGUACUUCAAUUGCAUGAGUGAUUCUUAUUGUAUAAUGCCUACACCGGAUCAUUAUGUAUGUAUGGUUGAUCUCCUUGGCCGUGCUGGCUAUCUUGAGCAAGCCUUAAACUUUAUCAUCAAAAUACCAUUGCAAAACGAUGUAGAUGUGUGGAUGUGUUUGCUUGGCGCUUGUAGAUCACAUAAGAAUAUAGAGCUAGGAGAGUAUGUAGCAACACUUCUAUUUGAAUUAGAUCCUAAAAAUGCUGCUCCUUAUGUUCUUUGGUCCAACAUUUAUGCAGAAGCAGGCAGGUGGCGUGAUGUUCAUAAGGUAAGGAAAUUGAUGAAAGAGAGAGGAAUUAGUUGCCCGGAUGUAGUUGGAUUGAAAUCCACAAAAUGGUACAUGCUUUUUGUGUAGAAGACGGGUUAGACCUACGAAACGGAAGAUGCAUCUGAAGUUGGAAACAUAGUCAUGAGAUAAGGCAUCAACGUAAAUUCAAGAUAGCAGAUUUGUGCUGAAUGAUGUGGAGGAGAAGAAUAUACUCCUCUGGGACCAUAGUGAGAAGCUAGCAAUUGCAUUUGGAUGUUAAACACGUCCUGUAGAACAAGUUUUAGAACUGUCAAGAACAUCUAAGGUUGUUGCAAGAGAAAUUGUUGUGAGAGAUGAUAACCAUUCCAUUAUUUUAAACACAGGUGAUGUUCUUGUGGAAAAUUAAUAAGGCAAGCUUCAUACACUGGCUUGCACUGUAAGAAAGUGCAUUGUAUCAGACUUGUAAUGUCAGGAAGGAAUCAGGUUACAUGUUCAUUUCCUGAAGGAAUGUUGUUUAUGUAUUUUUGGUAUGCUAGAUCACGAUUUGGAUUUGGAUGAAACGAUAAUAUAUAUUAUACAUCACUUUUUAGAUAAACUAAAAGGGUUUUUGUUAAAGCCCUUGUUUAUGAUGCCAUGGAGGAGUCACCACAUUGAACUUGUUUGCAGGAAGUUUUAGAGCUCUGGAGUAGAAGCUGGAGAAUGGAGAAAAAGAAUAGGAAAUGCAAAAAGAGAGGCAUGUUGAAGGAAAAGGAAAGUUGCUCAGCUAGAAAGAAGUAUUAGAACGAUUUACAUUCAAGUCAGUGGUUGGAUUUGAUGAGGAUAGUAUCUCUGAAAGGUUGUUAACUCUAACAUUAUUCAUUUAGUAUGUUUUUAUUUUGCCUAAAAUAAUUAUGUUAUUUUGUGCAUAUCAAACUACCAUUUAAGCUGAUUAAUAUUUGUCCAGGUUGAAAUCGUAUCGUUUAUGGUGUAAUGCCCCUCCAUCGAUUAGACCUCAUUUAACUUAGUUUGACUAUGGUUGAUUUCUUCAGUGGUUUAUGUGUUAUUAUGGACUCUUUGGUAGAUUUGAAUGAACUCCCUUGUUUUUGGCAUCAUGAGUCCUUGUUUUUACUUUUGGAUCUUGUCUUUCAUUGUGGGGAUACUCAGAUGUGUAGUUUUAUGUAUUUGAAUUCUAGAGGCUUAGGAAGGGAGUUUUGGGAUUCUUUAUUGUAUAGUCAUGCUUCUCUUUUGAUGUUAAGAGUUCAAGCCUUGAAUGAUUUUGAAGCUAGAUGGUGUUUCCUAGCCUACUUGGGAUACUCCUUGUAUGUUAUCUUAUUCUAGCAAGAGAGUCAAGCCUUGCUAUGGUAUUUUGGUGUCUUACCAUCCUGUGACUUUCGGUUUGACCUUUGGUAUUGCUUGGAUUCCUAGGUGCAAUCUUGGGGGAGUGGCUUUCAUUGGGGCUUGAGACCCAAAGCGGUCGCCAGAGUAACUCAAUGAAAGGUUUGGUAAUCAAGUGAAAACGUAAUAUAAUGAAUCGGGAUGGGUAGUUAGCUCACAUUAAUAAAGACUAAUUCUUGCUGCCUAUCUUACGCUCAGGUGUUUGUUUAGGGCUGAGGUAAGUAGAGAAGGGCCUGGAAUAGCUUCCACCAAUCUUGUCCUUUCAAAAGGUUGGUGUGGUUCACUAGUGUUUGUAUGGGGGCCAGGGGUUGGGAGAGGUCACCAAGGUAACCCAGGAUGGGGGUUAGGACCUAGUGAAGACCUACCAUGGUAACUCAUGACAACCUAGUGAUGACACUCUUCUCUAUUGCUACCUAGUGGUAACUUGUGUCUUUUAUUCUCCUGUGGAUUUCUUGAGCCUCUGGAAGAUGGUUGUUUUGUCUUUUAUUCUCUUGUGGAUUGCUUGAGCCUCUGGAAGAUGGUUGUUUUACUUUAAGCCUUGUGAGUCUCUUGUGGUUAAGCCUUGAGAGUUUCUCUUGUGUGUCUUGUUGGUUCUCUUUCUGAUUGCUUCUGCCUUGUGGGUCUAACUGAUACCUCCUAGCACGAGGGGUGAACCUUAUGGUACCACAUGGCUGGGUGGAGUGCUAUUCGCACCCAUUGGAUUUUGACCCGUCUUGGUUCAUGUACGAGAAGGCUCAUGAGAAGAUUGAAGACUUUUCUAUGUACCAGAUUCAUGUAUUCAUCCCAUCUUGGGACUCUUGGAGAUUGUAUCUUUAUGGAUCCAUUGUAAUGUACUUGAUGUUCAUAUGUAUAUUCUCAAGCAAUGUAAAAUGUAUCUUGUACCUAUGUAAAUUGAACAAUGUUGUUAAUUGUA
This is a messenger RNA of Cryptomeria japonica (Japanese cedar), 4735 nucleotides long. RefSeq names its product putative pentatricopeptide repeat-containing protein At3g23330. NCBI's taxonomy places the organism in Eukaryota, Viridiplantae, Streptophyta, Pinopsida, Cupressales, Cupressaceae. The record is from RefSeq and is a predicted model, not a curated record. Gene Ontology annotation, molecular function: RNA binding; protein binding. Bases 267 to 1640 code for a protein of 457 amino acids. The transcript is spliced from 2 exons. Gene Ontology annotation, biological process: RNA modification.